Myxocyprinus asiaticus (Chinese sucker) is the source of this 3486-nucleotide messenger RNA. Its product is annotated as rho guanine nucleotide exchange factor 26-like. The coding region runs from base 247 to 2940 and encodes 897 amino acids. Lineage: Eukaryota; Metazoa; Chordata; Actinopteri; Cypriniformes; Catostomidae. The transcript is spliced from 15 exons. Gene Ontology annotation, molecular function: guanyl-nucleotide exchange factor activity; protein binding. Gene Ontology annotation, biological process: activation of GTPase activity. The record is from RefSeq and is a predicted model, not a curated record.
GUACAGUCCCAAUCUGACCACACAAGCGACAGAAGCAACACAAACGAUACAUUGCGAUGAGAAGUACACAACGCAGAUUUUCUGGAGUUUAGAGCGCUUAUGUUUUUAAGUUCUCUGGGAAAACAUCGACUACAAGAAUUCUCCUUCACACGAGCGGGAAAACAGGACUAAAGAGCAGGAUUAUAAUUAAUCUUCACACAGAGGCAAAGGUCAGGAUGAUCGUUGAGUGAUACGACUACACUCAGAAUGGAUUACGGUAACGAAGUUGAUCUCUCCAAUAACGAUAUCACUCCUCUCUGGAAGAGACGAGGCGCAAAUGACAUGAAGCCCAAGCCCAGACCUCUCAGUUACCAAAUGGACGGAGUUCUCAUGACAGACUUUCCUGUGGAUGAUAGGUGCACUAUCACUCUCACCCAACCUGCGGAGAAGAUCAGCACCGCUGCACCAAACACUGCAGUGCUGAAACACACUCUGAAUAAACCCAGCAGAAAGACUCGGGUGGUUAGGAGUAUUAGUAUAGGACAUUUGUCUAAUGGACGUUUCUUGCUGUCAAAGUUCACUAAAACAGAGGAUGCCAAGAAUUCAAAUGCUACAGGCCCCCCUAACUCAGCAACUCUGCCAACCAAGAAUGGGAAUGGCCUCAGUGAAUGGCAUGAUAAGAACAUAAAAGAGCCCCUCAGGCGUCUCUCCAGUCAGUUUACGCUCACGUCUCAGAAGGAUCAGAUUGUUUUUGGGGAUGCGUCUCCAACAUCCGACACGGUUUCCCCAAAACAGAGUUUGUCCCCUCAGAACUCCAAACGUCAACUUUCACCAUCAUUCCAAUCCCAGGAUGUCGGUGGGUCACCUCUCAGCCUCCGUAGCUCCCCGUCUCACAGUUCCAUCUCCAGCAUACCUUCACUUUCCUCCUCAGACCCCCCGACCCCCCGUACCCCAUCCCCUGCUGAGAGUUUGGGUGUAGACCUGUUGCAACGACAGAGUUCAGGGUCUUCACAGGGCUCCGAGGGCAAGCGACCCUCUUCCCCAGUUGUAUUGAGCACCCACAGUGCCACAGCCCAGAAGAUGGGCACCCAGCAGAUCAUACCAAGGGGACUGGCCUCUGACACACGCUUCAUAAAGCCCUCUCAGAACAGUAAAAGUGCUUUCCGACCUCGAAGCAUGUUUGAGACUGGGUCUUCUUUCUCCACAAGUAAGGAGGAUGAGCAGAAUGGAGAUGAGAGCCCGGGAUUACUCACAAGAGGCUUACGCUCCAAAUCAUAUCGCCGGGCAGUGGUCAGUGGCGUAGAUAUGGAUGUGCCAUCUUCAGACCCAAAAGCCAAAUGGCUGUCCCAGCCUGUACUGAAAGGAGUCGCAGAGGACAAGGAGAGUCCAGCUAGUCCGAGUCCAUCCAAGUGCAAGAAUAUGGAGAGGAAGAAAGGCCUGCCGACCCAACGGACUUUUGACAGUGAGGAGGAUGAGGUUCUGUACCAGAACUACCAAGAGAAAGCUCUACACAAUGAUUCUGAUGAGGAUGCAGAGUACAAAGAACCCCAGCCAGAUAAAGGCAUUGUGGUCCAGUACAAACCCAUCCGGACUUCCUGGAGUCAACUCAGUGUGGUUAAAAAAAGUGGAAUGUGUGAGACGUUAAGCCAAGAAGAACGAAAGAGACAAGAGGCCAUAUUUGAGGUCAUCUCAUCAGAGCACAGUUACUUACACAGUCUGGAGAUUCUCGUCCGUCUCUUCAAGAACUCAAUCGAGCUCAGCGAGACCAUUAACAAAACAGACCAUCACCAUCUAUUCUCCAACAUCGCUGAUGUCUGUGAGGCCAGCAAAAAGUUCUUCAAGGAACUCGAGGAUCGGCACCAGCAGAACAUUGUGAUCGAUGAUAUUAGUGACAUCGUUGUAAGACACGCCCAGUCGAAUUUUGACCCCUAUGUGACUUACUGCUCCAAUGAAGUGUACCAGCAGAGAACCUUACAGAGACACCUAAAUAAAAGCCCAUCCUUUAAGGAGGUGUUGACACGGAUUGAGGCCCACCCAGACUGCCGGAACCUUCCCAUGAUCUCCUUCCUCAUCCUUCCCAUGCAGAGAGUCACACGACUGCCCCUGUUGAUGGAUACCAUAUGCCAGAAGACGCCCAAAGACUCGGGCAAUUACGAGGCCUGUAAGAAAGCUCUGCACGCUGUCAGCAAGCUUGUGAGGAAAUGUAAUGAGGGAGCUCGAACGAUGGAGAGAACAGAAAUGAUGUACACAAUCAAUUCACAGCUGGAUUUUAAAAUUAAGCCAUUCCCACUGGUGUCCUCAUCUCGCUGGAUGGUGAAGCGUGGGGAGCUAACGGCCUUCGUAGAGGAAAAUGGGAUCUUUUCCAAGAGGACAUCUCGCCAGCACGUCUAUUUCUUCCUCUUUAACGAUGUCCUCAUUGUCACAAGAAAGAAAAGUGAGGAGAGUUAUACGGUGAUAGACUAUGCACUUAGGGAUCAGAUCUGGGUGGGGUCGUGUCAAGCAGAAGACUUGAAUCUCUCUCCAGUACGCACCACUGCGGGAAUGCUGACAUCACGACAAUGCGUGGCCAGCCACCUGUUUCAAAUCAGGUUCCGCAGCAACCACUCCGGAGACAAUGUGACCAUGGUCUUGGGGGCGGAGCUACUUAAUGAGAGGGCACGCUGGAUCAGCGCUCUGGGACAGAACAACAGUGACAACAAGAACGCUGACAGAAAGAAUGCCAUGCAGGUGGAGGUGACGAGGACAUACCCAGCCAGGCAGCCGGACGAGCUCUCUCUGCAGGUGGCUGAUGUUGUGCUGGUGUCCCAGACAGUGGACGGCUGGUAUGAAGGCGUGCGUCUGCGGGAUGGAGAGAGGGGCUGGUUCCUGUCCGAAUGUGCCGAGCCCAUUACCUGCCAGGCCACUAUUGAGAAGAACAUGCAGAGGAUGGACCGUCUGCAGGGCCUAGAAACAAAUGUCUGAGCAUGUUUAAAGAACUCCGUCUCCCUCUUAGGAAUGAACAACACUUGAAGACUAUUGAUGGACUCCAACUCAAACCACUACAGAGUAGGAAUGGCUUGCAAAGGAGAUACAUCACACCAUAUGGAAUGUGCCGUAUUGAAGUUUUAUGGGAAAUAUAAAUGGUUAUAGACUGAGCUCAGGGAUAAUUUCUAAAACAUUUCCGGGGUGGGGGGUGGGGUCUUACUUUCACUGCAAUAAUGUGCCAUUUUUUACUUCUCCAAAGUGACCCUGUUUCACUUUAAUUGAAAUUUUUAUUCAGAGCACUCCUGCACGGUAUGUACUUUUAAAGUGUUGAAUUUUUGUAAAAUGAAGAAAAGUUUUAUAGCAACACAAAGUUCAGUUUGUUGGUUUACUCACUCAUUCAAUUUUUGAAUUGACUCUCAGGAAAAAUGUAAACAUGAGUCAUCGUGAAUCAUGCCAAAUGUAAAUAUGUAUCAAAUAGCCUAAAUUUGUUAACUUUCAACUAAUCAGCACAUAGAUUUAUACUCCAAUGUACAUUUAAAAUUG